AUGAAAAACAAACUUCGGAUGAGGCGGAGGCCUUCAAUGCCUUCCAGUCUUCUGCCAAAAUGCGUGUUCAGUCAAGGUGCAAUUGCACAUGGACUCGUCCCCCGCCCAAAGAAGCCAGAAGGAUAUAAUUGCGAUCUGAAAUCCUCCAAGCUCUCCUGGCUGUCCACCAUGACCCAAGACUCCUCAGACCUUUCUAUCACUGGGCGGUGCUAUUCAAGGAGGGGUCUGCAAAGUUUUGCAUCAGUUCAAUUCAGUGCUAGUCUUGGUGAAAGCUUGAAACUGGAACAAUUGGUUGAGGAGAGAAAUGAAACUUCUAACACAGAAGGAAACCAGAACAGCCAGCAAAAUGACUAUAUGAAAUGGCUCGAGGGCAAUGGUUUGUCCCCAGCAGCCAAUCAUUAG
This is a messenger RNA of Cylindrotheca closterium, 402 nucleotides long. The record is from the annotation of a GenBank genome assembly. Lineage: Eukaryota; Bacillariophyta; Bacillariophyceae; Bacillariales; Bacillariaceae.